AUGGUCCCAACGAACCCGUAUUCGGCUUCCAAGGCUGCUGCAGAAUGCUUGGUCAGAGGGUUUUCGUUUAGUUAUGCUGAGUGAUUGUCGAUGACCAAUCAAUCGCUGCUAAAAAAGUUAGUAUGAUCCUAACUUUUUCAAUAUUUUUUGGUAGUCAAAUUAUAGUAUCUUGUUCAUGAAAUCUUGAUUAGGCUCUGCUAUGCGAGUACAAUCAGUACUAGGAUUCAGGUUUAAUUCUACCACCCCUUGAGCUUCUCCUCGAUAUUUCCUCUUUCAUUUCCCUUUCCGCCUACCAAGCAUAGUGGUGCGGCCGAACAACGUUUUCGGACCUUCUCAGUGGCCAGAAAAACUUAUACCAAAGUCUAUAGCGUUGUUCUCGCAGGGAAAGGCCUUUCCAGUACAUGGAGAUGGUAAAUCUACUUAUUCCUAGUGUGUGAUGAGAAAAUGGAUCUGUACUUGCCACGAUUCUUUCCCUUUCGCGAUGGAAAAAUGGAUCUAGGUCUAGUACUCGUCAUAGUGUAUAAUGUUAAUGAUCUCUCUGAGCCCUGUUACUGCACCUGUUAAUACACGACUGUCAUAAAAAUGAUCCCUUCAAUGAUGAUCCAGGUCUCAACACCCGUAGUUUUCUCUAUGUCGAGGAUGUGGUCAACGCUUUUGACGUGAUAAUGCGAAAAGGCGAGUGUUUUCAGACCUACAACAUCUCACAACCGCAAGAAAAGAGCAACCUAGAAGUUUUGAAGUCUGUCUUGGUUGCGUUGGGCAAAGCAGACAGCGUCGACUCAGUGGAUCUCAAAGAUCCUAGGUUUUUCCAGUAUGUCAAGGACAGAGCGUUCAACGACAAAAGCUACUUGACGACGAGCUUGAGACUCGAAGCUCUGGGUUGGUCAGUGCAGACUAGUUGGGAGGAAGGGAUUGCAGAAACAGUGAAAUGGUAUCGUCGAAGAUCAACAUUUCCGCUUCGACUACCACUUCAUCAUACCCUUUAUGUCACCAGCGUGAUCAUGACCUCUAUAAUCAGGUACACCGUCAUCAUGACCUCUAUGUGCUAGAAGUGGUCAGUACACUUAAAACUGUAGCUCUCCAGCGUCACCUUUAUCCCUCAUACUCAUGACUUCUAUAUAUAUUCAGGUAUCAUUUAUCCCUCAUACAACCCUAGGUAUCUCUCUCACCCCGAACACUUUGGUGACGUGAGUGACGCACUGCAGGCCCAUUAUGGCUGCUUAUCGAAACAACUACCCGCAAUCGCAUCCGAGGAUGGGGUAGUCCAUGCGGAGAAGCUACUCCCACAAUUCCGCAAGUUCGCUGAAGGGAAGAAGUUUUGAUUCUCGUCGUCAUAUUGCUUCGCGAAGGUGAUUGAUUCAUUCUCAUGGAGGCCAUAUCGCGUGAAGAUGGAUUCUCAUGGUCAUAUUUCAUUGUCAAGUAUGACUUUUCACCAAGUUUCUGUUGUAUACCUGUUGAACUACGCUUUGUUACCUCAAGUAGUGCAUACUGUCAUUGUCACAUGAUAAACAUGCAUGAUGGAGACUCGCAUUCAGUCACAUGGUAGUCUGCAUGAUUCUCAACAUAGUCCUCGUGAAGGUACUGAUUCUGCGAUUCGUAUCGUGAAGAAAGACAAGUCGAUGGGGACUUGAAAUACGAGGAAAGAGCGAACAAGAUGUUCCAGGAGAAGCAAACCGAACAAUGUUAACGAGGAUGCGUUAUAGAUCUCUACAUUUCUUUCUGACAUUGACGUGCUGCUGGUAUGUUCAGCAUAAUCAUGUAUCUGCAACGGCGAAUACUACUAGCUGCACUAGCAGUAGCACAUGACUGCGAACAAAAACAAAAACAAACUCGUGGGAUUAAUGUCAUCGUGAC
Messenger RNA from Amoebophrya sp. A25, 1854 nucleotides. The record is from the annotation of a GenBank genome assembly. Lineage: Eukaryota; Dinophyceae; Syndiniales; Amoebophryaceae.